AUGAAGUUGGGUACGUGGAGAAUCUCAAAGAAUGCCAAGAAGGAGAAGGAGAAGGACACCAUCUCGAUAUCCGGUCCCGACACCUCCUCCUUUCGUCGCGGCAUACACGUCGUCGACAGCCAAGGCAUUCUCACCGGCGUGCCCGAUGUGUGGAAGGACGACACGGCCCAGCCCUGCGAGACCACCUCCACCGAAGGCCUCUCCCCGGCCAUUCAGCCGUCGCGAGCCAACAAGGAGCUCCUCAAGAGCGCAGGUCCGACUGUGGGCCUUCCGUUCAAGGUGAGGCACCACGUGCACGUCAACUUCGAUUCAGAGAUGGGCUUCCAGGGCCUCCCGCCUGAAUGGACCACCCUGCUCAACGCCGCCGGCAUCUCAGGCGAGGAACAAAUGAACCACCCGCAACAGGUGCGCGAGGUCCUGGAAUUCCACGAACGCCACUUUGGCGGAGGUGCCGCGGUGGGCGGAAUCGGCAGCAGCCGCAAGCAGGAGCUCUACGCCGACGCGGCCUCCAUCGGAACCACCACGACCACCACCUCGACCACCUCUUCGACACCCAGCGCGUUCCCCAAAUCGGCGCCCACGUCGCCCCGCAUUGCGCACCCGGAAGCGGACUCGGCCAUCGGCGGCAAAAAGAACGAAAAUGAAAGCGAAAGCGAUGCGGGCGGGCUGGGCUCGUCGCAGUCGCAGAUUGUGCGGCCGACGUGUGGCGUCGGUGCAUCGCCCAACGCCUUCGAGCGACGCGUCACAGUCUCCCACAAGCACACGCGCCACCGGCGGUCGCGCUCGGCCACCAGCGGGUUCCACCGCUUCCGGAACGAAGUGGCGGCCAACACCAGGCCCGAGUCCAAGGACCGCACCUCCACCUCGCCCGGCGACCUGCAAGCUGUCAUUCGUAAGAGCAAGCAACAGGAGCAGGAGGCGGCGGAGGAAGCACAGGAGGCGGCGGAGGAAGCGGAGGCCAGCGAGGCCGAGCACAAGGGCCAAGAGGAGAAGCUGCCGGCCGACCACCACCACCACCAGCAGCAAUGGAAGCAAAGGGGGACGAGCGGCGAAGCCGCAACAGCAGCCGCAGCAGCUCCUGCUUGGCCGCAAGCGAUGCCGCACUUCACCGACCUCGUCAAGAUCGGCGAAGGGUCAUCGGGCCUGGUGGCCAUCAAGGUCAUCAGCAACGUGUCGCAGGCCAAUCUCAGCACUCUUGAGAACGAAAUCGCGAUGAUGUCGACGUCGCAACACAACAACGUGGUGGGCUACGUGGGGGCCUACAUGAAGAACAACGCCCUCUGGGUCAUCAUGGAGGUGAGCCCCGAGUGCUGUCACAUGGACGGCGGCUCCUUGACGGAGGUGAUCUCCAUUUGUAAAAUGACCGAGCCACAAAUCGCGGCCGUGUGCAAAGAGGUGUUGAGAGCGUUGCUGUACAUUCACGGAAUGAAGCGGCUCCACCGCGACAUAAAGAGCGAUAACAUCCUCUUGAAGAUGGACGGCAAACUGACGGAGGAGGUGACGAAGCGGAACUCGGUGGUGGGGACGCCCUACUGGAUGGCACCGGAGCUCAUCCGCGGGUUCGACUACAGCUUCGGCGUCGACAUCUGGAGCCUGGGCAUCGCCGCCAUCGAAAUGGCCGAGGGCGAGCCGCCGUACCUCGAGUACCCGCCGCUCAGGCUGAAGGAGCCGGAGAAGUGGUCGAACACAUUCAAGGACUUCAUGCAGCGAUGUCUCGAGGUCGAGGUCUCCGCCAGAGCCUCGGCCGAGGAACUCCUCAAGCAUCCGUUUUUGCGCAUGGCGUGUCCGCUGAAGAACCUGGUGCCGCUCAUCGCCAAAGCCAAGGAGGUCACGCAGGGCCUCUACGCCGCGGCCUCUGCCGCCGGCACCACCCCCGCAUGA
Acanthamoeba castellanii str. Neff is the source of this 1881-nucleotide messenger RNA. RefSeq names its product protein kinase domain containing protein. Gene Ontology annotation, biological process: regulation of MAPK cascade; actin filament organization; protein phosphorylation. The coding region runs from base 1 to 1881 and encodes 626 amino acids. The transcript is spliced from 13 exons. NCBI's taxonomy places the organism in Eukaryota, Discosea, Longamoebia, Acanthamoebidae. Gene Ontology annotation, molecular function: ATP binding; protein serine/threonine kinase activity. Gene Ontology annotation, cellular component: cytoplasm. The record is from RefSeq and is a predicted model, not a curated record.